Messenger RNA from Anolis sagrei ordinatus, 1127 nucleotides. NCBI's taxonomy places the organism in Eukaryota, Metazoa, Chordata, Lepidosauria, Squamata, Anolidae. The record is from RefSeq and is a predicted model, not a curated record.
AUGGCGGCGGUCCCAAGCGACGUGGUACUCCCGCAUCGGCCCCCUUUCGACCAACAGACUGGGGCACUGAAGAUCAUCGACAGAAAAAAGAACAUCUUCAAAUUAGCUCAGGGAGAAUACAUUGCACCUGAAAAGAUUGAAAACAUCUACAUCAGAAGUAGUCCCGUGGCACAGGUCUUUGUACAUGGAGAGAGUCUACAGUCUUUCCUGGUGGGUGUGGUUGUUCCUGAUCCAGAGACACUUCCAGAGUUUGCAAAGAAACUGGGAGUAAAUGGUUCAUAUGAAGAACUCUGUAAAAAUGAAGCAGUGAAAAAAGCCAUCUUGAUGGACAUGGUCAGGUUGGGAAAAGAAGCAGGUCUCAAGUCCUUUGAACAGGUGAAAGACAUCUACCUUCAUUCAGAAAUGUUCACGGUUGAAAACGGACUCUUAACUCCAACACUGAAAGCAAAGAGAACAGAAGUAUCCAAGCACUUCAGGAAUCAAAUUGAUGCACUAUACACUUCUAAUAUGUAGGGAUUGGGAAGAAAUAAAAGUUACCUCGGCUAAAUGUGUUUACGAUGGACUAUGCAAGCAUUUCCCGAGGCACUGGAAGAUCAUUUCCUAUUUAUAGAAAAAUAAACACCCAUGCUUGGCUAAUGUAUCACCAGGUUGCAGUGCACCUUGCAUAAAAAUGUUUAAGGUGUUCAAGUGGAGCAGGUGGUUUGUUUUGCACAAAACAUAUUGGGAAGCUGUUUUGCCACAAUACUUCAUCACACAACCCUAAUAGAAAUGAAGAGGCCUUAUGGUUUGAAUAGUUGGAAUGUAUGGCUGUUCAUUCUGAAGUGGAACAGUCUGCCUCCACUUGACCAAAGUUAUGAUUAAAUGCUAAUUUAAUCUGCUCCUUUCUGUGGCUGUACACUAAGUAAGGGUAUGUAAUAUAUUAUCAUCUCCUCAGUAUCUUAAUUUGUAUAGUCAUGUUUGUAUAAUAUUUUUUUCUGGGGAAAGCUAUGCGCUUCAUCAUCCUGCAAUAGACACUCAAAUGUUUUAACAUCAAAUGUACAUAUCCUCUUUCUAUCCAAAUACUGUUGAGGCACAAACUGAUUGUAUUACUGAAAAAAAUAUGAAUGUGAAAAAUAAAGAAAUUGCAC